CCUGCGAUGGGGAACAGAGGACGGAGUACCCACAUUUUUUCAUGGCAUAAACACGUCUGAUACCUUAGAUCGCGGCGUUGCUAUAUCGAUUUUGUAGGUGAUAACAUUGUUAUAUGAAUCACUUCGUCACUUGAAAAAGCGUGAAAUUAAAUGAAUAAGUAAAACACUGUCAACACAUUGACAUAGACUAGGCUACAGUAGUCCGACUGUUGAAUAGAGGAUCGUUUUUUAUUUGUUUCCCCCCUCGCCACCAGCCGCUGGGAUUGUUUGAUCACUAUGUCUGGAGGUGUAAACAUGGAUGAAGACAGCAGAGUACCCGAGGACCUGUCUGUGGAGGAGAGAGACGAGCUGUCCAACAUACGACGCAGGAAGAAGGAGCUCCUGGAUGACAUUGAGCGGUUAAAGUUUGAGAUCUCUGAAGUGAUGACUGAGAUUGAGCAGUUAACAUGUGUGGGAGAAAGCAAAACAACACAGAGAAACAAACAGAUUGCAGUUGGGAGGAAGAAAUUCAACAUGGAUCCCAAAAAGGGCAUCCAAUUUCUGCUGGAAAAUGACCUUUUGCAACAUACGCCAGAGGACAUCGCACAGUUCUUGUACAAAGGGGAAGGCCUCAACAAAACGGUCAUCGGAGAUUACCUUGGCGAAAGGGAUGACUUCAACAUCAAGGUUCUGCAGGCCUUCGUGGAGCUCCACGAGUUUGCAGAUCUGAACCUGGUGCAGGCUUUGAGGCAAUUUCUGUGGAGCUUCAGGCUACCCGGCGAGGCCCAGAAGAUUGACCGGAUGAUGGAGGCGUUUGCGUCCCGAUACUGCCAGUGCAACCCAGGGGUCUUCCAGUCAACAGACACCUGCUACGUGCUCUCCUUCGCCAUCAUCAUGCUGAACACCAGCCUGCACAACCCCAACGUGAGGGACAAGCCGCCGGUGGAGAGGUUCAUCUCCAUGAACCGAGGCAUCAACGAGGGAGGAGACCUGCCCGAGGAGCUGCUCAGGAAUUUAUAUGAAAGCAUAAAGAACGAGCCCUUCAAAAUUCCCGAGGACGAUGGCAACGACCUGACGCACACAUUCUUCAACCCGGACCGAGAAGGCUGGCUUCUAAAGCUGGGAGGGCGAGUGAAGACGUGGAAGAGGAGAUGGUUCAUCCUGACCGACAACUGCCUGUAUUACUUUGAGUACACCACCGACAAGGAGCCUCGAGGGAUUAUUCCUCUAGAGAACCUCAGCAUCAGGGAGGUCGACGAACCCAGGAAACCGAAUUGCUUUGAGCUGUACAACCCCAACCAUAAGGGCCAGGUGAUCAAGGCCUGCAAGACUGAAGCGGACGGCAGGGUAGUGGAGGGGAACCACGUCGUCUACAGGAUAUCAGCCCCGACCAUUGAGGAGAAGGAGGAGUGGAUCAAAUCCAUCAAAGCCAGCAUCAGCAGGGACCCCUUCUACGACAUGCUGGCCAGCAGGAAGCGGCGGGUGGCCAACAAGAAGUGAGGCCGACCGGAGGGCCAGCGGUCCUGCGGGUCAGAGAGAAUGGCCAAUCCGCUCGCUCUCUCUCUCCGCGGGGGGUGGUUGAGUCAGGCCACUUC
Sardina pilchardus (European sardine) is the source of this 1574-nucleotide messenger RNA. It is a transcript of the gene cyth3a, whose product is annotated as cytohesin 3a. The record is from RefSeq and is a predicted model, not a curated record. Gene Ontology annotation, biological process: regulation of ARF protein signal transduction. Lineage: Eukaryota; Metazoa; Chordata; Actinopteri; Clupeiformes; Clupeidae. The transcript is spliced from 13 exons. Gene Ontology annotation, molecular function: guanyl-nucleotide exchange factor activity. The coding region runs from base 277 to 1479 and encodes 400 amino acids.